UGACAGGUUGGUAGCCAAUCAGAAAAGAGAUUAGAGAAGGAGCUCCUGCGUGUAUUGUGAACGCGAAGCCCGGACUGUUGGAGGCACAUCAGUGAAUGCCAGCCAAAGAGGGGCCGUCUGUCGCCCAUGCAACUUUAAGGAACCUGGAAUUGAAAAUACCCUCCUUAUAAGUCAGAUGAAAUGGAUUAGACCUUUGGAUCUGUUUUUGAAAGUUUGUAAAGUUUCAUAAGGAGAGAACUGGUCAUCAGAACUGAAAGAUUUUUAUCCAGCACACUUUUUGGACUUGAUAUUGCAGCUUUUUUUAAAUUGUCUUUUUUUUUCUUUGCUUUUUUUGCUUAUUUAUUAAUAAUUUCACAACUGCAAUCAUGGGAGCAGCAGGUUAUGGAUAUUUCCGCACAGUUAUAUUCAUCUCAAUGUUUGUGGGCUACAUGCUCUAUUACUUCAACCGAAAGACUUUCUCCUUUCUGAUGCCAUCAGUGAUGGAGGAGAUCGAUCUGGAUAAAGAAGAACUUGGGCUGAUCACCAGCAGCCAGACUCUGGCCUAUGCUAUCAGUAAGUUUAUCAGCGGAGUGCUUUCGGACCAGAUCAGUGCUCGCUGGCUCUUCUCCAUCGGGCUCUUCAUUGUGGGCGCCAUAAACAUUGCCUUUUCCUGGUCAUCCACUGUCAUGAUGUUUACCGUGCUUUGGUUUGUGAACGGGUUUGGUCAGGGUUUCGGCUGGCCACCAUGUGGAAAGGUGCUUAGGAAGUGGUUUGAACCAUCUCAGUUUGGGACGUGGUGGGCCAUCCUGUGCUGCAGUAUGAAUCUGGCAGGUAGUCUGGGACCCAUCAUCACUACAGUGUUGGUUCAGUACUAUAAUUGGAGACUCAUCAUGUCCAUGUCUGGGGUGAUCUGCAUGACUGUCUCUGUCGUCUGCCUUCUGACGGUAAAGAACGAACCCAGUGAUGUGGGGUUGCCCAAUAUUGAGCCUGGCGCUAAAAAGGGCAAAGGAAAAAAAGGAGGCCCUAAUGAUGAAAGCAGUCUAAAAGAGUUCCUGCUGUCUCCUUAUCUUUGGGUGCUAUCUGCUGGCUACCUGGUUGUGUUUGGAGUAAAGAUCGCCUGCACUGACUGGGGUCAGCUGUUCCUCAUGCAGGAAAAAGGCCAGUCUGCAUUGAUGGGCAGCUCGUACAUGAGUGCCCUGGAAGUUGGUGGGUUUUUUGGCAGCAUUGGAGCUGGUUAUCUGUCUGACAAGGCUGUGGCUAGGCAAGGGCUGGGUACCUAUGGUAAUCCUCGCCAUGGGUUACUCCUGAUGAUGAUGGCAGGCAUGGCUGUGUCCAUGUACCUCUUCCGGGUUACCAUCACACCAGAGACCCCAGAGGAAGCUCCACUAUGGGUUUUGGCACUCCAUCCAGUUUCAGUCUUCACUGGUGUCUCAGAGAAAGAGCUUUGGAUUUUGAUUCUUGGUGCUGCAUUUGGAUUUUCCUCAUAUGGACCAAUUGCCUUGUUUGGGGUGAUUGCGAGUGAAAGCGCCCCCUCCAAUUUCUGUGGGACAUCACAUGCCAUUGUAGCUCUGAUGGCAAAUGUUGGUGCAUUCAUUGCUGGCCUGCCAUUCAGCACCAUUGCCAAACGGUACAGCUGGGACACAGCAUUCUGGGUAGCAGAGGUCACCUGCGCUGUAACAACAGUUUGUUUCUUCUUUGUGCGUAACAUGCGCACAAAAAUGGGCCAUGUGGCUAAAAAGAUGGACUAAUCCACCUAUUAAAUAUGAUCAUAUCAGAGAGCCCAGCCAAUGUGACAGCACUCAGUUAGGACAUCUGUACUUAAAGGGAUAGUCCACCCAAAAAUUAAACAUUCUGUCAUUAUUUACUCAUCCUCAUGUCUUUCUAAACUUGUGGAACACAAAAUAAGAUAUUUUGAAGAAUUUGUGCUAACCAAACAGUUUCGUUUUCCAUUGAAUUUUUUGUCCAUACUAAGAAAGUUUGGAACGACAUGAGGGUGAGUAAAUUAUAACAGAUUUUUCAUUUUUCUUUUGACUGUCCUUUUAAGGAACUGCUUUAAUGUCAGUGCUACUGUUUUAACUUACAUUUACAUUUUUUUCUUAAGCUUAUUCCUCAGCAAUAUCAUAACAUUCACACACUUCAGAGACUAAGGGUCUCCACUGUACAUCUUUCAGAAGAACAGAAUUUGUAUUACGGUAAGAACAGAAAUGUUUACACACUAGUAUAGAAAAUUGUUUACUUUCUUAGUAAAUAUUAACAUGAAUUGUUUCACCUGAAUGUUGUUUAACUUAUCACAAGCUUUUUUUUUGAGCUUGUUAAUUUUUUGAGUAACAACUUUAGAGCUUGAGUUAUGUGCUGAAUUGAGGAUCAUCUUUUUCCAGUCUACAGACUGUCUUACAUAGGCACACAUUGUUCUUUUGCACUUUAAAUACCUGUACUUUUGCCUUCAGUGUUACAUCAAAAAAUGUUUUUUUUUUAAAUAUGUACCCAAUUCAUGCUAAUUUAAUGCAAACAACAGUAUCCUUUAUGAUGUAUAAAGGUGUAAAAAUGUAGUAUAAAAGUUUAUUGUAACUAAGUUGUUGCUUAUGUGUCAUUUCACAUCAUUUUAAACAUUGGUCUUGAUAUUU
Messenger RNA from Onychostoma macrolepis, 2603 nucleotides. It is a transcript of the gene slc37a4b, whose product is annotated as solute carrier family 37 member 4b. NCBI's taxonomy places the organism in Eukaryota, Metazoa, Chordata, Actinopteri, Cypriniformes, Cyprinidae. Gene Ontology annotation, biological process: glucose-6-phosphate transport; phosphate ion transmembrane transport. Gene Ontology annotation, molecular function: glucose 6-phosphate:phosphate antiporter activity. Gene Ontology annotation, cellular component: endoplasmic reticulum membrane. The record is from RefSeq and is a predicted model, not a curated record. The transcript is spliced from 10 exons. Bases 366 to 1727 code for a protein of 453 amino acids.